AAUGGUAAUGACGGCGGAGGCGGGGCGUCGGCAGUAGCCGAAGGAGUCUGUGAGCGCGAGCAGCGGUGGCGGAGCAUCUGUCUCGAUGGGCGUCGCUGUCGAGGAAGGAAGCGGAGGGCGCGCCCAGGUGGGGCCUUCUGUGCAGGCAAACUUGGAUUUGAACUAAAGAUUUGCUUAGAAGAUUCCUGAGUUUCCUGUGUUUAAGAAUAAGUGACACACCUCACAGAUUUCAAGAUGAAUCCUUUAAUGGAAACCCCUGAGCUGCCGGCAGUGUUUGACGGGGUGAAGUUGGCUGCUGUAGCUGCUGUUCUCUACAUUAUUGUCCGCUGCCUGAAUCUGAAGAGCCCGACUGCCCCUCCUGAACUCAUAUACCAAGAUACUCCUUUGGCCCGCUUCCUACUGAAGUCAUGUCCUCUUCUAACCAAAGAAUACAUUCCACCUCUGAUCUGGGGAAAGAGUGGUCACAUCCAGACUGCUCUUUAUGGGAAGAUGGGGAGAGUAAGAUCACCACAUCCUUAUGGACUUCGCAAGUACCUCACAAUGUCAGAUGGUGCAACAGCAACUUUUGACCUCUUUGAACCACUGGCUGAAAACUGCAUUAGAGAAGAUAUCACAAUGGUAAUCUGCCCUGGUAUAGCUAAUCAUAGUGAGAAGCAGUACAUCCGCACCUUUGUUGACUAUGCUCAGAAGAAUGGCUAUCGAUGUGCAGUGUUAAAUCACCUCGGAGCCCUCCCUACCAUUGAGCUAACUUCACCACGCAUGUUCACUUACGGUUGCACCUGGGAAUUCGGAGCCAUGGUAAGCUACAUCAGGAAGACAUAUCCCCAGUCCAAGCUGGUCGUUGUGGGUUUCAGCUUAGGUGGAAAUAUAGUGUGCAAAUACCUUGGAGAGAACCAGUCCAACCAGGACUGUGUGUUGUGCUGUGUCAGCGUCUGUCAAGGUUACAGUGCAUUAAGGGCCCAAGAAACAUUCAUGCAGUGGGAUCAGUGCCGGAGACUUUACAACUUCCUCAUGGCAGACAAUAUGAAGAAAAUCAUUUUGUCUCAUAGACAAGCUUUGUUUUCUGAAAGCCCUAAAAUACCUCUAGGUUUAGCAGAUACAGACCUGAACAGACUUCACACAGCAACAUCUCUCAUGCAGAUUGAUGACAACAUCAUGAGGAAGUUCCAUGGCUACAAUUCCUUAAAGGAGUAUUAUGAACAGGAGAGCUGCCUGCAUUACUUGCACAGAAUCUUUGUUCCUCUCUUGUUGGUUAAUGCUGCUGAUGACCCUCUGGUACAUGAUAGUCUCUUAUCAAUCCCAAGAGCUCUCUCAGAAAAGCGGGAGAAUGUCAUGUUCGUAUUGCCAUUGCAUGGAGGUCACUUGGGUUUCUUUGAGGGUGCAGUACUCUUUCCUGAGCCCCUCACCUGGAUGGAUAAGCUUGUGGUGCAGUAUGCCAAUGCCAUCUGUCAGUGGGAGAAGAAUAAAUCUCAAUGCUCUGAUACAGAACAAUCAUCUGGCCAAGAAUAAAUGGUCCCAAAGACAUUUCAGGUUGUCUUACCUUAAUCCCCAUCUUCUGGAAAUCUUCUCUUCUUGCCCUUCUUUUCCAAGCCUGACUUGUUGGGCAUCUUCAUCUUGGGCAUUUUGUCCACAGUGUUUCAUGCCAAAACAGAAUUGCUACACAAGGAACUAAUGAGCAACUUGGGAGUUUAUCUGAAUGUUUGCAGUGACAUCAUGCAUUGAGAGAACCAUCUACUGAAUUGGUGGGUUGGUAUCUGAAAUAAGUGCAACAAGAGAAUCACUUUGAAAGUAGCAAGUGGUUCCAGUACUCUUGACCCUCUCCUCACAUUUUCACUGAUGAAAACAAUCUAAAAAUAACUAUCUGGUUUUUGCAAAACUUGUAUAGCUGUCAGUAGUGUGAGUUUCGAGUGCCAUUCUCUUUGUGGUUGCAUUUCCCCUCGCAAGCCCUCAACCCCAGCAGGGGGAAAAGUUAAUAUCAAUUUGUAGAAGAAACCAGCAAUUCACUUCUGCAAGUCAUCGGUGUGGCUGCCCACAAAACAUGGGGGGAAAUGGAGUCUUAAGCUUUCAGAAUUGCAUCUCUACAUCAGUAAGGGCCCUUGCCCUUUCUGGUUAAUGCACUGCUGAGGUUUAGAUUGCUUUGAAAAUAUUUGGAGUGUUAUCUGCACUUCAGUUGCUCCAGUGUUUUGGAGCAAUGGCAUUGAGUCGCACGUUUGGCUUUUACGCUGGAACUUUACACAUAGAUAGUUCUGGAUGGUUAAAUCCAAUGGAUUCCCUUUUGUGUUACCACUUGAGACUAAACAAGUAGCCUUGUGAUAUUUGCCUUUUCUAUUGUAAGGAAUUUUAUUUUGACACAGGACUUAGUGUGCUUUUAAACCCAGGCCUUUUAACACAGUCUUUGAAUGGAAGUCAGUAACUAUCAGCCUGCGGAUGUUUUGUUUCAUUUUUAUUUUUUUAGAGUACUCCAUAGCAAAUCAAUGUAUGUGCUCAUAGGAACUUUGUGUAUGAAAAACAGAGAAAAUAAGACAUGCUCUUCGCCUCUCCAAAAAUUCCAUGUAUAUUAGAGUGGCACAAACAAAUCAAUCCCCAAACCUUUAAAGCAUUGAGUGGCUAUUUCAGCCGCACAUUCUUUCCUUGGAAGUAUUGUGGACUGGGGGUCUUCAAUACUGAACAGCUAGAAAUAUUUAUGUAUUAACUGCCUCUGCUGUUAGUGAGUUCCAUAAGACAAUUUUAUGAGACUACUUGUCCACAUUGCAUUCUUUCAGCACAAAAACAUCAACAGGAUAUUGUGAGUAUUGUAUUAGGGAGACGUGCAGUGAAGAAAUAGCCUCUUUGCUGCCACUGAGUAAAGAGUUUUUCCUGAAAGAAAGACUAUCAAAGUAACAAUAAUGAGAAUUUUAAAAAUCUAAUUGUACAAUGACUUUAAGAAGACAGUGGAACUCUUAGGUUAAACUCUGCUUCACUUUCUCAUCCCUCCUUACGGCUCCAUUCACCUCUCUUUUACAUGAGUUCUGUCAUCAGAAGCUCAUCAUUUAGCACUUUAUGAUUUUGACCUUUUGUUUUGCAACCCAGACACUUGUAUCUAUAGUGCCCUUUUGUUUGUUUGCUAUAUAUGGGUAGGGAAUGGUCAAUGCUGUGCAGAGCAUCAAUUGGACCAGCUUUGACAUCCGGAAAGGUGUAUCUUGUAUUUUGGGGGCGGCUGUUGUUUUUCUUUAAGUGAGCAAUAAUUAGGUACUCUAGCAAAGGUGCAUUUCUCACAUCAGGUGUCCAAUUUCUUCAGCCUUAGUCCACCAUCCUUGGCCUGUUAGCUGACUGUGUAACCUGAACGUUGACUACCUAGUGAGAGUUUACAAGUUCUUCUGCUCCCCCAGAGAGGGAGAAAUGACCAAUAGAAAUGAUGCAAGACUCAGCCAGUGUGCUUAAGGCUUUCCUUCUCCGUCCUCUCCCCAAAAAUAGGCUUUUAAAUUAUUUCUCAUCCUAUUGUAUGUUGUCCUUGUACAUUUUCUAUAUAUUCAUUAAUGGCUAAAUUCCAAUAUAAGGUCCCCACAAACCUUUUUGUGCAGCUGAAAUAGCAAUCUGGGCUGGCUAGGGCAUACUAAGAAUGUCUUUUCUAACUGAGCAGAAUAGUUGUUUAAAUUAAUUUUGUUUGUUACAGUAUAUAAAAAAAAACAUGAGCUAAUGGAACAUAUUUAUCCCCAGUGGACUUAACCUUUGCAAAGUAAACUGAAAAGGAGUCUGCUAUUGGUUCCUUUCACAUCAAUAUCAAGCAUAGUAGUUUGUCCUCUUAGCAGCCUGUUAAGAGCUGUUGCUGUAAGUCCUCAUCCUCUCCAGCCUCACUUUAAAAGAGUGGGUGCUGCGUAGCAGAAUUUAACACAAUGAAUGACUCCCCCCCCCCCCCCAGAAAAGACCUUUCCUUGUUGCCGUUAAAUUGAAGAAACUGCCAGCCAGGAAACCUACAGGUGUCUUUGCAAUCCAAGGCUUUUUUUAACCUUCCCCUCCUGAAGGUGGGAGUGAGGGUACAACUUGCUCUUGUUCAUUGCAAGGCCCAGCAACUGUAGAUUGUUUUGGGGUGCAAACAAGAAAGGUAUCAUAUCCCUGCCACUGAUGGCAUUUUUAAACUGUAGUACUCAGGGAUCCUAUGGCCAUGUCUCUGUUUAGCCUUUUGAAAGAGGAACUGUGAUUUAAAAUUCUUUUGGAUGGGAAUGAGAAACAAAACACAUCCCUUGAAAGUUAUUUUGAUCGCUUCGGGAAAUAUUAAAAAGUAAGUUCUGUCUAUAUCACAAAUAAUGAUGUCAGUUAUUAAAUAAUAAUGUUGCCAUCUAACUAUUAUAGGAGGACCAGAUGUUGUCCAUUCUUGAUUGUGAAAGUUAUAUGCUCAAAUAUAACUCUAUCUAUACCAGAGACAUGGCAGAAACAUAUUGUUUAAAACAUGGUUGAUCCUUUUUUUCUUUUUUAAAUCAUUUUCAUAACAGACCUGCUCCUACAUUCAGCUAGUCUUCUCCAGAGUACCUGCAGAAUGAUGAUAACAGUUUUCCUCAAGUUGUAUUGUUUUACCAGUGUAAGGUCUAUUAUUGUUGAUUUUCAUUUGAGUUUACUUCUUGGUCCCUGAGAUUUUUAUCAUGGAGAAUAUACCUUAACAGAGAAACUCACAAAAGGGGUCCAGCUUUUUUCCUCUCUCAAUGAGUAGUUAUAGCAACAGUAACUAGUAAGAAGGUUAGAAGUGUCCGCAUCACAUCUCUGGCAGCCUCCUAUAUAUCUAUUUUUAAUGGCAUUUUUCCUCUGGCGUAUGCCAUGCGGGGGUCUUAGUGGCAUACCAGAUUAUCAAAAGGAAGGUAAAAGACAACCUGCUGUUGGCAUGAUGAGCAUGGAAUUAAGGGUCAUGUGUUCACUUUAAAGAGCAAGGACUCAGGUCAGAUGGGGGUAUGCCAUAACAGUUCUCCUGGAAUUUGUGGCCUUCGUUCUUUGUGAACAUCCUGUUGUGCUGUCUACAGAUGUUCCUGUCUGGAAUUUGUUUCUUAAGCCUGCUUUUCCCUUGAAGGGCCUUUGGCAUGGAGACAUUACAAAACGAGAUGAAGUUAUCUGGGUGGAAUGGUGGAAAAAUCUGUGUCUUUUUUAUCAAUAACUGUACUGUAUCUCAUUUAUGUAUCUGGUGUUCUGUUCUUUUUGCUGGUUACAUGAAAGGGCACAACCAUGAAGGGCAGCAUUUGCUAAGCUGGAACUGAGAAUUGGCACCCCUCCUUUCAGCUCCCUCCAUUUUUUGCAAACAGAGACUAUUGUUCCUCUUUUCCUCUGUCCAGGAAUCUUCAAUUUAAUGCCUCAGUUCCUGGGAGCACCAAGCUGAUUCAUGUCCUAGUGGAACAACCAGUUGCCUCCUGAUCUGUGGCUCUUAUCAUUCAGCAGAAAUACUGUUGUUCCAGUAGCAAGAUCUGUUUUGAGUUUUUGCUAUAAUGCAGCAGUAUUGUAUAAAAAGCCUUGCCACUGUUGAAGGAGGUUCAAUUUCAUAUCAGAAAGAUUGUAAAAGCAUCACCCAUUUGAGGGCCAGCAGCACUUAAUUCAAGCGGCUAUUGUGAACUGGAAACCUGAAGCACUUAAAUCUGCCAUCUGGGUUAAUCUCUGGUAGCAUCCAGCCCACUCUGAAUCUAUGUUCUCCCACACUAAUUUCAUCACAGCUGUAUUUAGCAGUAAAUCCAUAGAUUCAUUCUGGGCAGUUUUUCUCCUCAUUUAAGAAAGCACAACUUUUAAAAGAGAGAUUCCAUUUUUUUCUUCUCCUGAACAUAACCAAGCAGAGGGAUAUCUCAAAACACCUCAGGAAGCUAGACCUGUACCUGUGCACUCUUUGAUUUCUAUCACUGCAGCUGCCUUAUCAGAGUGAAAGGAGUAUUGGGCUUUUUGCGUUCCUUUUUUUUCCUUUUCUUUGAAAGUCUAUUUUGGCAAUUUUUUGCUUCCAAACAGACUUUUUGGAAACCAUCACUUCCACAUUCCUAAUUCCUUUGGAAACAAAAAAAUGCUGCCCUGAAAAGGUUUCAUGUGUGCAAGUGUUUCUCGUCGCUGCUGGUUCCUUUUUGAAUUCUUAGGAGCCAGCAGUUUGGGGGGCUGAAGAUUUGCAACUAGCAAUGCAAUUUUUCUAAAUAGGCUUAAGGUUUCAAGUUUUUUAAAAAGCGUGUCCUUGAUUUUUUUUCUUACUUUUUGUGUUCUGUGUGUGCUAAACGGAGGUCAUUGCAGAACAAAGUAAUUUUGUUAUAUUUGAUUCAAUGGAUUUCUUUGCUUACAGAAAUAAAAUAAAGACCUUACUGAGUUCAUAACAAGU
Molecule: messenger RNA, 6304 nt
Organism: Sceloporus undulatus (fence lizard)
Lineage: Eukaryota; Metazoa; Chordata; Lepidosauria; Squamata; Phrynosomatidae
Gene: ABHD2
Product: abhydrolase domain containing 2, acylglycerol lipase
Exons: 11
Coding region: 235-1509 (424 amino acids)
Biological process (GO): medium-chain fatty acid catabolic process; sperm capacitation; steroid hormone receptor signaling pathway
Cellular component (GO): sperm plasma membrane; sperm flagellum
Molecular function (GO): acetylesterase activity; monoacylglycerol lipase activity
Source: RefSeq, a predicted model, not a curated record